CAUGUGUAAGUGAGCAGUGAAUGAGGUAGCAGGUCAGCUGCGAUGGCACAAAAUUAUUCAUAAGAAUGCGCCCAAGGCCACUUCCUUCGAUCGUUUCACAUUGUCUUUCUGUCGAUGAUGUCUCACUCUGCCCACCUUCUGCGCUCAACAUUAUUGCGACAACGAGAUAGGAAGUAACGACUUUGAUCCCGAAGGACAUUUGAAGACUGCUAGGCAGCAGCAUAAUCCGCGCGUACUCGAGGCCAUCAAAUCACUGUCAUCUACAGCGUGAGCCAUCAAAAUGGUCUUGGGCGGAACCAUCCUCGCCAUCAUCGCCAUCUUCCUCCCGCCACUACCAGUCAUCAUCCGACGCGGCUGCAGCGGCCAUGUACUCCUCAACAUCCUCCUCUGCAUUCUAGGAUGGAUUCCCGGAAUCCUCCACGCGUGGUACAUCAUUCUCGAAACGCCUUCUCUCAGAAAACGCCAUCGCCGGCGAAGCCAGUCAAGAGUCAUUCGAGAAGAGGUCUAUGUCCCACCGAGACAUCACAGUCGCACUCGGUCGCGCAGUAGAUCUGUGCCGCCGGUAGAUGGAUACAGACGAACGAGAAGCCGGAGCGUGGGGAGGAUUGCUGCACCACCGCCGGCUGAUGUGUAUGCGAGGCAGCCAUAUUACAGGGAGGAAGUGUAUUACGACAAUCGCGGGGCGCCACCACCGAGAUCGAAGUAUUACUGAUCAUAGUGUUUGGGGAAAAGCCGGCGCGCGGAGAGGAUGAAGCUUGGUUUGGUCCAGGACUAUGAGCUUAACUUGACCAAGAGUCUCAAGUGAAGGAACG
Cercospora beticola is the source of this 812-nucleotide messenger RNA. Its product is annotated as YqaE/Pmp3 family membrane protein. Gene Ontology annotation, cellular component: membrane. NCBI's taxonomy places the organism in Eukaryota, Fungi, Ascomycota, Dothideomycetes, Mycosphaerellales, Mycosphaerellaceae. The record is from RefSeq and is a predicted model, not a curated record.